This is a messenger RNA of Cherax quadricarinatus, 432 nucleotides long. The record is from RefSeq and is a predicted model, not a curated record. NCBI's taxonomy places the organism in Eukaryota, Metazoa, Arthropoda, Malacostraca, Decapoda, Parastacidae.
UAAAUCAAUGCAAUUCACCAGGUUGACUUUGACCGCACCAAGCACCUGUCAGAGUACUCCAUCAAGAAACGUGCAGCGGAACGAGAGAAGUUGAUUGCAGCAGAGCGUGAGAAAGAGGAAAAGCUUCGAAGGAAGAGAGAAAUGGAAGAAAUGAAAAUAGAAGCUGAAAGGAUGAGAUUAGAAGAGGAGCAGAAACUCAAAGAAGAACGAAAAGAAGCUAAGAGAAAGGAGAAGGAAGAAAGAAGAAAGGCUAGGGAAGAAAAAAGACGAAAAAAGAGAUUAAUGAAAGCAGAAGAAAAGGUCAGAAAAGAGGAGGAGGAAGAGGAGGCAAGGUUUGCUAGGAAAAUUGCUAUGGAAGAACGCAAGCUAUUGCUGGCACAGCGCAAGUUAGAGAGCAUUCGUCUGUUGGAUGAACUGUUUGAAAGAAUAAAG